This is a messenger RNA of Opisthorchis viverrini, 2787 nucleotides long. RefSeq lists its product as hypothetical. The transcript has 17 exons. Gene Ontology annotation, biological process: protein processing. Gene Ontology annotation, cellular component: plasma membrane. Lineage: Eukaryota; Metazoa; Platyhelminthes; Trematoda; Opisthorchiida; Opisthorchiidae. The coding region runs from base 1 to 2241 and encodes 746 amino acids. The record is from RefSeq and is a predicted model, not a curated record. Gene Ontology annotation, molecular function: metalloendopeptidase activity.
AUGGCUGAGUGGAGCACUGUAGACAGCCCGAAGAAAGCGCCAAUGACCAGCUCGAAUGAUGGCAACUGUGUGAGUGAUGAUUACAUCCCGUUCAGCGAUAUAGGUUCCGGUACGAACCAGGAACGUAACCUGUUGGAUGACACGAUGGAUAAGGGUACGCCCUGCUUGACGUUGGAAUGUUUGAAGACGUCUUCCUCCAUAUUGUCCAGCUUGGAUCGUUCAUUAUCGCCCUGUGACAAUUUUUACGAAUUCGCUUGUAAUGGGUGGAUAAAAAGCAAUCAGAUACCAGCAGGGCAAAACCAGUGGUCUCUGCUGAAGCUACUUGGAAGAAGUACGGACUACUUCAUAAAAGAUUUACUGGAGAACCAAAGCAUCCCAAACCCCAGUCCCGGACUGGUCAUGGCACAGGCUUUUUACAACGCUUGCAUGAACGAGUCGCUGAUACAGGAACGAAAAUUCGCCCCCCUAUUUAGCUGGAUCACACGGUUGUUUGGCGGUUGGUCACUGCUGCCCAGCAAUAGUCCAGGUGCACGAACUGACAACGGGGAUUUCCUGACAAAGGACCAUUUUAAUCUCACCGAAAUGUAUCUGUCCCACUUCAAAAUCUACGGCUACAAUCCACUGUUCCAGAUUGAAAUCGGUCAGGAUCUGAAAAACUCAUCGCAUUUUGUCAUUGAGAUUGCCCAAGGUCAUCUUUGUCUUCAACGGGAAAAUUACCUAAACGAGACCUCACCGACUUACGAAAAGCCAGUGACGGCCUACAAAUCGUUUAUGCGCAAUUACUCCAAACUGCUGGGAGUUCCGUCGGAUAAACUGGAUGAGUUGAAUGCCAUCUAUGAUUUUGAGAAGAAGCUUGCACAGAACAUGGAAGAUCGGAGUGAACGAGAUCCUGAGAAGUAUUUCCUUCUCACAACGCUGAAGAAUUUGACUGAUAUAUGCCCGGUGUUCGAAUGGAAGCUAUUACUCAGUCGGCUUUUCGAACCCUUGAACUACACCAUUUCGGACAAUCAAGCAAUUGCUUUGACGGAAACCAAAUACUUCAAAGCUCGGUGUCAGGUUUACAUGGAUUAUAUGAAGAACGAUACGGGUAUAAGAAUUUUGCACAAUUUGGCCGUCUGGCAAUUCAUAUGGACCACCAGACAUCUUAUGCCCACUGAGGUCGACCGUUUACAGAAAGAGUAUAUGGAAGCAGAGACAGGUCUAAACAACUAUCCAGAACGUUGGUUGACGUGUGUGGCGGAAACGCAAGAGGCUUUUGGCUGGAUACUUGGCUAUCUGUUUGCAAAUGAGAAAUUUGACCAAAAGAGUAACGAUGCGGCAGCCGAAAUGAUACACGAAAUACGCGAGGCUUUUAAAGAAAACUUUGCUAGUGUUCAUUGGAUGCAAGAAGAAGACAAGAUCAAAGCUAUUGAGAAGGUUGAUGCAAUGAAAGCUUCGGUUGGCUAUCCAAUGUAUCUCAACCAGACUGCUGAGGAAAUACGGCUCCUAUCGUAUAUGACGAAUAUAACGGAGUCAACCUAUUUUGAAAACGCACUACGAGCACGCGCAGCUCUCAUUCUAGAUCACCUCAAUGAUCUGAUUACAGAAGAUAUAGAUCGAUGGGACCUCCAACCACAUGUUGUGAACGCGUUUUACAAAGACAAUGCGAACCACAUUUAUUUUCCGGCGGGAAUUCUACAGCCACCAGUCUACGAUCACGCACACCCAUUGUCUCUGAACUUUGGUGGGAUCGGUAUGGUCGUUGGCCACGAGAUCACGCACGCGUUUGACCAUCAGGGUGCAAAAAGAGAUGCGAAAGGAAACUACCGCCAAUGGUGGAGCAACAAGACCCGUGAGGCUUUCAAAAGAAAUUCGCAGUGCAUGAUUGAUCAGUACAGCAAUUACUCAAUCCUCAACACAAGCCUGAACGGGAAAAUGACGCUAGGUGAGAAUAUUGCAGACAACGGAGGCAUCAAAGCUGCGUAUCGGGCGUUCAAAAAGCUGGAGUCCAAAUACUCGGAUGGAACUGUGCUACCUGCUCUGGAUUUCACAUCGGACCAAUUAUUUUUCCUCGCAUUUGCCCAGAUCUGGUGCAUCAAACAGUUACCUCGCGCAACUCUCACCACGGUUUUAUAUGAUGUCCACACGGUCGAUCGAUACAGAGUAAUUGGUACCCUGAUGAAUUCUGAAGACUUUGCUCGGGUCUAUAACUGUCCAUCUGGUUCCUAUAUGAAUCCCAAAACGAAAUGUUCCGUUUGGUAGACAGAUGAUAUCAUCCUCUGAACCCCAUCCUUCAUCACCUCUGGCCGCAGACAUCUGGGACUCAGCUUCUCAGACCCCCUUUUCCAACGAAAUCGAUUCUCUUAUUCUUCCAACCCCGCAUGUCUGUGUUAUACCAUUUACUUGUCCUGUUUUGCAAAGGUUAAACUAACGAUUCACCAAUUCUGAUCAUAUUGUGAGAAUUGUCCGUUCUCUGCAUCUUAAAUUCUAUCUCUAAUCGCAGUUCCCACUUGUUUCAAGAGUGAGCACAUAGUGAUGCAUCUAUUCUUUGUCGUCAGCAUUCAAACUGGCAUGAGAUCACUUCGUCUGAGGAAAAAAACGAUUGCAAGAUUCAUGUUACCUGCUAAAUUUGUGGUGUUAAUAUGUUGUUGUUCAAAAGCUUUGCCGUAUACACCCCCCAAAAUAACAGCGUUGGUUGAUUUCGAAUUCGAACGAUAACGACAAUUCGGACUGUUUUUGUAUGUAUAAAAAGCAAGCGUAUUUGUCUUUUGUGUUACGUGUUGUGUAAAGCGAUUCUUUUGGUUGAUG